This is a messenger RNA of Beta vulgaris subsp. vulgaris (sugar beet), 2738 nucleotides long. Its product is annotated as subtilisin-like protease SBT1.6. The record is from RefSeq and is a predicted model, not a curated record. Bases 79 to 2403 code for a protein of 774 amino acids. The transcript has a single exon. NCBI's taxonomy places the organism in Eukaryota, Viridiplantae, Streptophyta, Magnoliopsida, Caryophyllales, Amaranthaceae. Gene Ontology annotation, biological process: proteolysis. Gene Ontology annotation, molecular function: serine-type endopeptidase activity.
AGUUUCACACUCCACACUCUCACUUCCCACUCUCCACUUCCCCCACUUUCUCUCUCUCUCUCUCUCUCUCUCUCCUCCAUGGCAACCUUAAAAAACCUCCUCUUUCAGUUCCUCUGUUUCCUCCUCUAUCUAACCUUAACCACUGCUCAACAACCCGAAACCCGUAAAACUUACAUAAUACGGGUCGAUAGUACCGCAAAACCCACCAUUUUCCCCACCCAUACAAACUGGUACACAUCCGAAUUCACAACUACAUCUUCUCAAAUCCUCCACACAUACGACACCGUUUUCCACGGCUUCUCCGCCGUAUUAACCCCUUCACAAGCCGACAACCUUAACAACAACCCUUCAAUCCUCGCUGUCCUCGAAGACCGCCGUCGUUACCUCCACACCACACGCUCCCCACAAUUCCUCGGACUCCGAAUCCAACGUGGACUCUGGUCGGAAUCCGAUUACGGAUCUGACGUCAUCAUAGGUGUCCUCGACACCGGAAUCUGGCCGGAACGUCGGUCUUUCUCCGACCAAAACCUCGGACCUAUCCCCAAACGUUGGAAAGGUGUUUGUCAGGUGGGUGAAAGAUUCUCUUCUAAAAACUGUAACCGUAAAAUCAUCGGUGCUAGAUUCUUCUCUAAAGGACACGAAGCCGCGUUUCCUGGGAUUGGUGUCGGUAAUACGACGUCGGUUACGGAGUUUAAGUCCCCUAGAGACGCCGACGGUCAUGGGACCCACACUGCAUCAACUGCUGCGGGUAGAUACUCGUUUAACGCGAAUAUGACUGGAUAUGCUCCGGGUGUUGCGAAAGGGGUUGCUCCAAAAGCAAGGUUAGCUGUUUAUAAAGUAUGUUGGGAGAAUUCAGGUUGUUUCGAUUCCGAUAUAUUAGCUGCUUUUGAUGCUGCUGUUAAUGAUGGAGUUGAUGUUAUUUCUAUUUCAAUUGGUGGAGGAGAUGGAAUCUCUUCCCCAUAUUAUCUAGACCCGAUUGCAAUCGGAUCUUACGGCGCCGUUUCAAGAGGUGUAUUCGUAUCAUCUUCUGCUGGAAACGACGGUCCAAACACCAUGUCGGUGACGAAUUUAGCACCAUGGAUUACAACCGUUGGAGCAGGGACAAUCGACAGGAAUUUUCCGGCAGAGAUUGUUUUAGGUAACGGUAAAAUAAUCAAUGGAGUUUCACUUUACGCGGGUAAACCAUUGAGGAAGAAGAUGUACCCAAUUGUUUACCCGGGUAAAACGGGAACUUUAUCUGUUUCUCUAUGUAUGGAGAAUUCUCUUGACCCGAAAGAAGUAAAGGGUAAAAUAGUCAUUUGUGAUCGUGGUAGUAAUCCUAGAGUUGCGAAAGGUGUUGUUGUUCAGAAAGCAGGUGGUGUUGGUAUGAUUCUAGCUAAUGGAGCUUCUAAUGGUGAAGGAUUAGUAGGUGACGCUCAUUUAAUCCCAGCUGCUAGUGUUGGAUCCAAUGAAGCUGAUGUUAUUAAAUCCUACGCUUCAUCGACGAAAUUACCCAUGGGUACAAUUCACUUUAAAGGAACCGUUGUCGGAAUUAAACCGGCGCCGGUGGUAGCGUCGUUUUCCGGGAGAGGACCAAGUGGGUUAAACCCAGAGAUAUUGAAACCGGAUUUAAUUGCUCCAGGGGUUAACAUUCUAGCCGGUUGGACCGAUGCGGUUGGUCCAACCGGGUUAGAUAUUGAUUCCCGGAGGACUGAGUUUAACAUUCUUUCAGGUACUUCAAUGGCGGCUCCUCAUGUAAGCGGAGCGGCCGCAUUGUUGAAGUCGGCGUACCCUGAUUGGACGCCGGCUAUGAUCAAGUCAGCUAUUAUGACUACCGCUAGUGUAACGGAUAAUAAACUUAGCUUAAUGAAGGAUGAAGCAACUCCUGGGAAACCAUCUACUCCUUAUGAUUUUGGGUCAGGGCAUUUGAAUUUGGAUCAAGCUUUGGAUCCUGGACUUGUAUAUGAUCUUGCUGAUGAAGAUUAUGUGGAUUUCUUGUGUGCAAUUGGGUAUGGGCCUAAGACAAUUCAAGUUAUUACUAGGACUCCGGAGAAUUGUAACAUGAAGAGGAAAGCUUCACCGGAGAAUUUGAAUUAUCCGUCGAUUGCGGUGUUGUUUCCGAGCUCGGACGCUGGUGUUACAAGUAAGGUUUUUGUAAGGACGGUGACGAAUGUAGGGGGUGUAAAUUCGGUGUACAAGGUGAAAGUGGAAGUUCCCGGGAAAGGGGUGACAGUGAAGGUAAAACCAUCUACAUUGGUGUUUAAUGAGAAGGUAAAGAAAGUGAGUUUUACCGUGACAGUUACAGUGGAUAGUAGGAAAUUGAAUUUGGGUGAUUCGGGUGCCGGUUUCGGAGCGUUUUCUUGGGUUGAUGGAAAGCAUGUGGUUCGGAGCCCCAUUGUAGUAACCCAAGUAAACCCAUUGUAGUGAAGAGGAGAAGGGAUGUGGUAUGUGCUGGUGUAAAAUAAGGGAAGAAAGAAAUGGUCAUGAUGUUUCAUGGGAAAUGAAAAUGAUCUUAGGAUGGUUGUUGUAGCCGUUGGAUAAGUAGCUUUUCAUGAAUAGAGAUUUUAUGGUAGAACUUUUUCUUUAUUUUCAACUUUAUGCUUUUGCUUUUGGGGAUGGGGUUGAGAUGUCUGUCUUGAUGAUGAUGUUGUUGUAAUUAAAAAAGGCAAUGUUGUAUAGAGACGGAAAAAGAAGUUAAAUAGUACUUAUAUAAGUUAUAACCAAAUGUUGGUAAACUUAAGUCUUUAUCUUUUGUGUGA